Molecule: messenger RNA, 2625 nt
Organism: Pelagomonas calceolata
Lineage: Eukaryota; Pelagophyceae; Pelagomonadales; Pelagomonadaceae
Source: the annotation of a GenBank genome assembly
AUGGCAGGAAACCUAGACGAACCCCGCAGUCGCUUCUUGACUUUACAAACGGGCCUAAAAGAACUGGGAAUCCCGCUUCCGCCGCCCGCUGCGCCACCCGCUGCGCCACCCGCGGAACCCAUUGCUUCGCCGCCGCCGACGGCGGAGUUACAUGCGCGGUCCGUCGUCACAGCCGAUGACGAGCAGCUUCAGAGGCUCGCUAGGUUGACUGAGGGAGGUGAUUUACCAAAACUACAUGAGCACAACAACGGGGGCGGCCAGGAAAGAUUUGCCGGCAGUCGCCUGUGGCUGGAUGAUCAUCGUCUUGAGUUGGUACGUGACAAGAAGAACCAGUCCGCGCACUACCAAGAAACUAUGCAAUGGAUGAAAGAGGUGAUAAUGUGCUUUAGCAAACUCGGGUACUACUUUGAUAUCGGACUUACCGCAGACCCCCAUGCCCGACUUAAAGGAAAGGACUAUGGGAAUCGCACUCGCGUUGACCAGAAAAUGUACGGACUCGUCAAAACGGACGGCCCGGAACUUGCAAGGCAAUUAGAAAAAAUUUUGCAGGCAUUUGCCGAGGAGCAUAGCCUCAAGGGCUUCGCGAAUCAUCUCAAGGCAGCUGGGACAGGAAGAUCGAAGGAGGGGCCGCAAACAAUUUACCUGGAUUACUGGAGUAAAGAACGGGACCCCCCGGAGUCUCAAUACGACUCAGAGCCUUCCGAUACUGACUCUGACGGCGAGGAGGAGGAGGAAGCUGUUGUACCUUCUUCUGAAAAAAAGCGAGCUAGAGCGGCGCCGGAACGUCCGCAAAGGCCAAAGCGAAAGUGUUGUCGCAUUACACAAGAUAAGGAGAGCGGCGACGACGAGAUGAAUGAAUCCGAGCCAGGGCCUGAACCAGAGUCGGCGCUGACCGCUGCCCGGACGCCGCUGCCCGCUGCGCUGCAGCCGCCGGCGCCGCCCCCCGCGCCGCCGACGCCGCCGGCGCCGGCGCCGCGCCAGCGCGCCGCCGCUGGCGCCCUGCUUGACACGCCGGCGCGGCUAGGUUUCUUCGGGUUAGCCGACGGCGGAACUGAAGUCAUUGACUGUGUCCAGCUGAAUACCCAACGGCGCUCCGCAUCGACGCCGGCCGCGCCCGCGCAACCGCCGCCGCCCGGCAGCCGCGUCGCCGUGCGGUUCAAGGACGGCAUUGAACACGCGGGCACGGUCGAGAAGGUGGAAGACGCGAACCAUGCGUUCGUGCGGUACGACGACGGCCAGAGCGAGACCGUGCGCUUCCCGGACCCCGACGUGCGCGUCACGGGCUUCGGGCCCGAGGCGCCGGCGGCCAAGCCGGCCGCCAAGCCGCGCGCCAAGCCGCCCCGCGCGGCGCGCACCGCGCCGCCGACCGCGCCGCCGCCCGGCACGCGCGUCGCCGUGCGCUUCGACGACGAGGAUUACGAGGGCACCGUCGACGACGUGCUGGACGCGCACCGCGCCACGGUGAAGUUCGACGACGGUUCCGAGCAUCCCAUAAACUUCACGGAGCCCGGCAUCCGCAUCACGCGCGAGGCGCCCGCGGCGGCGCCGCCGGCCGCGAAGCCGGCGGCGAAGGCGAAGCCGGCAGCGAAGGCGAAGCCGCGCGCCGCGCCGGCCGCGAAGAAACCGCAGUCGAAGCCAGCGCCGCGGCCGCCCCGCGCCGCGCCGACGCCGGCCGCGCCCGCACAGCCGGCCGCGAAGAAACCGCGCACGGCGCCGCCGCCCGAGCCGGCGCCGGCGCCGCGCGCGCGGCCGCCCCGCGCCGCGCGCGGCGGGCCCGACGCGCGCGUCGGCCGCUGGGUCGAGGUCUGGUGGCCCGAGCAGAGCAAGUGGUACCUCGGCCACGUCGGCGAGGCGCGGUACUCGGACGCCGCUGCCGGCGUCGUGUUCCGCGUGGAGUACACCGACGGCGAGACGGAGGAUGAAGUAUUGCAGGAGGACGCCUUCGCGGGCGCCGGCGCGCCGCCGUCGCAGCCGGAAGGCGCUCCCAAGCGGUGGAGAUUCUUCGACGGGCCUCCGCCGGCGGAGCAUUACGUGCACAAGAAAUGGACUCCCCAGGAGGAGAACGAUCUGCGCAAGCUCGUCGCGGAGCUCGGCGAGGAGCAGUGGGCCGCCGUCUCGGAGCGCCUGGGCACGCGGAGCGAGAAAAGCGUGGAGACACACUGGAAGGUCUUGACGGGCCAGCGCACGGCGAGCGGCUAUGGCAAGCCGCACGCGCAGCCGCUCAAGGCGGCGCCGGCCAUCGACGCGCGCGUCGGCCGCUGGGUCAAGAUCUGGUGGCCCGAACAGAGCCGGUGGUACCUCGGCCGCAUCGUCGGCCAGCGGAUGCAGUCGGGGCGCCACGAGACCAAGGUCGCCUACGCCGACGGCGAGACGAUGUACGAGGCGCUCCGCGACGAGCCGUUCGACGGCGACGGAGAGCCACCCGCGGUCGUCGACGGCGAGCCCGAGCACUGGUGGUGGGCGCCCGUGCCGCCGGUGCGGAAAGUGGCGAUCGAUGCUCCUGCUAGCCCACGACAAGCGGGCAAUUAACUUCCCCGGCGACGAGGAGGCGACGCGCGCUUAUUUCAGAUUUCAAAACGCUACACCCUAGUCCUAGUACCCCCGUUUAAUCAUCCACUCAAUACA